This is a messenger RNA of Exophiala xenobiotica, 2134 nucleotides long. RefSeq lists its product as uncharacterized. NCBI's taxonomy places the organism in Eukaryota, Fungi, Ascomycota, Eurotiomycetes, Chaetothyriales, Herpotrichiellaceae. The transcript has a single exon. The record is from RefSeq and is a predicted model, not a curated record. The coding region runs from base 34 to 2013 and encodes 659 amino acids.
CUUAAAUGUCCUUGUAGGACCCUGUCAAGAGCUAUGAAGCCGCCUUCGAGAGCUCGCCCCUACCAGCAAAUUGAUGUCUUUAUCGACAGCUUUUUCUUCUGCCCUUCCUGCACCACAUGGCGCACGACCAGACCUCUGCGGCCCACCUCACGAAGAGCGCUCUCAACGAGCCGGCAAAGCGCCUCCACUGUUAGCUCACAUACCGCUGUGAACGCUACGAAGAAUGUGCCUGCCCGCUAUAAACAGUUGUAUGAGGCUUUGGGGGAUGUAAGGAAAAAGGCGUCUGCGCAGGUGAACUUGUCUCGGCUACAGCUUGCGCUACAAGGUCUCGAAUCGGAAACACCUAUAACUAGAGUUGCGGUCCUGGGGCUAAAUGUCCAAGAAACUGCGCGCAGACUGGUGCGUUUGCUGCUUGCAGAUCCAUUGGAGGAUGAAGGGCCGUGGGAGAAACAGAUGGUGGACCAAAGGGCAGAUUCCAGUCAGGGUCUAAUAGUUCGUUACGGGCAGCCGCCAAACCCGAGUCUACCACAACCAAGGGCAUCAAUACCAGUUCUUCAGGUCCCAUCGAGCGUUUUGGAACGGACAAACAUGGAAAUAUUGGUUUCAACGAUACCAGCACUAGGAGAUGGAGAGCUGUUGCAAGGUGCCCACACCGUUACUCCGGAUGCUUUCCUGUCACCUUCCGUGGGAACACCUACAGCUGCCACUGGAAGACAGGUGUCCAUUAGCCAACCUGUACAUAGCACAAUGCUAGUCACAAAAGGGCUGGACGAACUCAUGUCUGCUGCUGAAUUGUUGGCUUCUACGAACUUCAUCGCUCUCGAGGAUCGAAAGUCUGUCCAGGUAGUGGUGAACUUGGAAGACACCAUGACGAAAGCACCCAGGCAGGUAUUGAUCGUGGAUGCAUCAAAGGCAGAAGAAGGCCUGGCAGCAAUCCGUAGGUCUGUGACCGAAGCCAGGACCUACGAACACAAAUGGGUCGACUCUGGAAUGCCAUCAUUAUCAAGCUGGCUUACCUCCGCAUCAGCCGCUCGGUCCGAGGGAGCAAUACCAGCACCCGUGAAGACACUGAUAUCUUCGCUUCUUACAAACGCUACAAGAAACAUGCAAGCUCAGGCCGCGUUGGAAGCCCGGUCAAGUGCAGCUAGGACCCUGAGCUUCUCGACAAGGACUAACCUAGAAGCAUCCAUCGAAGAAUUCUCGCGGAACGCACAUCAGGAGCUCCAAUCCGGACUGGCAUCUGCUUGGAGCUCACGUAACUGGCGAAAAUUGGCAUGGUACAAGCUCUUCUGGCGCGUGGAUGAUGUUGGCCUGAUCAUCGCUGAUCUUGUAACAAAUGCUUGGCUGCCACGAACUGAGCGAGCCGUCUACGAGCUGUCCGGCCGGCUAUCUCAAGCAGGCAUAUCUCCGAUGGACGUUCCACAGGUGGACAGAGUCUCAUCACCCAUGGCCGGGGCAGAAGUCAUAACAGAGCCCACCCAGGUACUGCGGGCUCACGCAGACGUUGCAACCGACCCACCCGUCGAACCGGUCGUGGUCAAUAGAACUGGCCGCGCGGAAAUCGAGAUGGUGCCCAUAUCUCAGCCUGUGCCUUUCUCUUCAACUAUAUCGAACACGCGGGCAGCAUAUAUGAACCGCGCCAUUACGAGCCUGACCAGCACAGCUCAACAGAUUGUGUUGAAAACCCUCUCACUUACAGGUCUCUCAGCUGGUCUCUCCGGACUUACAUAUGUCUCCGUGGCAGGCAGUGUAUAUGAGGCCGGUACAAUCGUGGCAUUAGGUACAGCUUUCGCCCUCUGGCGUAUGCAGGGCGACUGGUUGAAGGCCACAAGAUCCCUAGAGCAGGGGCUGCAUGAAGAAGGCAAAUCUGUAAUCCGGAGGAUUGUGGGGCGGAUGAGAGACUUGGUUGAGCAUGGAAGUAAAGUCGUCGAAGAUAAAGUCGAGGUCCAGAGUCGGCGCGAAGCUGAAGAUGCUGUGCUCAGGGCGAGGGAGGAACUAGAUCGACUGAAGUAGUGAUGGCAAUCGUGCAUAGGAUGGCCAUGAUAGUGGAAGAGCCUCCAGAACCAGUACAUUACAAGCUGAUCAGAUAUUUGUGUCCUCCAAGCUCUAGCUGAUCUCAACAGCAUCAUCAGGC